Molecule: messenger RNA, 2671 nt
Organism: Nematostella vectensis (starlet sea anemone)
Lineage: Eukaryota; Metazoa; Cnidaria; Anthozoa; Actiniaria; Edwardsiidae
Product: solute carrier family 49 member 4 homolog
Exons: 3
Coding region: 326-1858 (510 amino acids)
Biological process (GO): transmembrane transport
Cellular component (GO): membrane; intracellular membrane-bounded organelle
Molecular function (GO): transmembrane transporter activity
Source: RefSeq, a predicted model, not a curated record
UUACAUGGGUUUCGGUACGCAAAGUCGGAAACCGGUACAACAAGCAAAGGGUCGACACGAACUGGAAUAGAAAUGAAUAUCUAGAAAAACCCUGGCCAUUCCGUCGUUCUAUAUAUAUAGAGGAGAAUGAUGUGAGAAUGCAAUGCAGUGAGGAUCGUACAAAAUAUUUUAGAUCGCAGCGUUAAUAACGCCAAGGAAGUCGUAUAAACGAAAACUAUUUAUCGCCUUGUCGAUAUUUAUACACGGAAACCUCCAAUCUUUUUAUUGCGAAGUAUUAGAUCACCAACGGCAGGAACUUCUCUAAACGCUUGAUUUACUCCUGAAAAUGUCGAGUCCUAUGGUAAAGUCGUUUGAGGAGAGAGCUUCGCUACUGAAGUCGUCAGAUCGACCGUAUCUAUCGCUUGGUUCUGUUCAUCAGUCAACUUGCAAAGUUUACAAGCGUCGAUGGUACAUUUUAUUUAUCUUUUCUAUCGUUGCUACCCUGAAUAACAUCAUUUGGAACUCAUGGGGCCCUAUUCAGGGUACUUCUAAAGUCGUGUUUGGCUGGGAUGACACGAUAAUUACGCUACUGGCGGACUGGGGCCCGAUUUCUUAUGUUGUUGCUGUUGUGCCCAUGUCCUGGUUAAUGGACGAGAAAGGUUUAAGAACUUCAGUGGUGCUUGCAGCAUUCUUUGAAUUCAUUGGCUCAGGAUUACGGUGCAUCCCCCUUGACGCUUCCUCUCAAUCUCUGCUAAUCCACAUUGGGCAGUUUGUAACAGGGUUAGGAGGCCCUGUUGCUAUGGCAGCAGCCCCAUUAGUAUCAGCAGCAUGGUUCCCUCCAUCCCAGCGCACAACGGCAACAGCCAUCUCCUCAUUAGCUUGCUACAGUGGAACUGCACUCUCUUUUGUGAUUGGACCUUUACUUGUAUCCGACCCAUCUGGAGCAAAUAGCACACAGAAUGUAGAUUAUGAUCAACUGAGAGAAACUCUGAAUGCCACCACAAUUCAAGAUUAUAAAGAUGAAAUCAUGAGGCUUAUGUAUUUAGAGUUUGGAGUAACAACAUUCGUGUUUCUCUGUGUCCUCAUUUACUUUCCCAAGAAGCCGAAGUCACCCCCUAGUAUCACAGCAGCUAUCGGCAGGCUUGACUUCAUGGUGGGUGCCAAGGCACUGCUCAGAAAGAAGCAGUUCUGGUUGCUAGUGUUCAUCUAUGGACUAUCAACAGGAGUAUAUGGCGGGUGGUGUUCAGUUCUUGACCUGAAUCUUUCCAAGUUUGGCAUUGACCAGAAGACUGCAGGCUGGCUAGGCUUUGGUGCUGUGGUCGCUGGAUCUUUGUCUGGGAUUUCGUUGUCAAUCUUUGCAGAUCAUUUCACAAGAUACAUGAAGACAAUCAUCAUUACGCUAAUGAUGGGAGCCACGGCCUCCCUUCUCAUAUUCACCCUUGUCUGUGCCAAGAUCUUGCAUUCAAGAUCAACCAUUUUCCUCUACAUAACAAGUAUUCUAGGUGGCUUUUUUGUCAAUGGUUCAAUUCCCUUGUUCUUUGAGCUUGGUGUAGAAUCAACAUACCCAAUAGCAGAAGGAAUAACAUCAGGAUGUCUUACAUUUUCUAAUAAUUUUCUACAAGUUAUCUUUUAUAUUUUCCCUAUGGUUCCUCGUUUUGGCACACGGUGGAUAAAUUGGGCCGCCCUUAUCUCAUGUGGUACAUCUAUACCCCUGUUAGUUGUCUGGAAAGCUAAGUACUACAGAUCUGCAGUUGAUAAAAAGGUUCCUUAUGUGCCCACACAUGGUCCAAUAACAUAUGGAACUUUAGAUAAUGGUAUUAUAGUAGAAGAUAGAAAGCUCCCUGAAAAUCACAGAAUAGACUCACCAGUCAGUGCGUAGUACUGAUCAUGAAAUUUUCAUAUAAUAUGAAGUGAUACCAAUAAUAGGCUAUUUUCUAAUCCUGUGGAAUUUGAGCACAAAAAAAAGCUUUGACAGGUCAGAGUUUGUGAUGUGAUUAUAUCAGUUUCCCUUUUAGCUUCAAGCUUUAUUUUAAAUUAAGAAAAAAGGUUUUUAAUAAGUGGAAAGAUGCUGUAAACAGACUAUGGCCAGCUGAAACCUUUCUUUUGCUCAACACAGGACCCCCAUUAUCUGGGGCCCAAUGAAUAUAGAUUUUUGAGUUAAUGUGGGAAUAAGAAUUUUUAUUUGAAUAAUUUUAGAAACAGCAAAGAAAUGUUUCAUUUCAUAUGACAUCAAACCCAAUUGUAGCUAGUAACAUUUGGUACAGUCAAUGCAGUGUCAACGUGCAGGAGAUCGGCACAUGUACUGCUUGCCUGUUGGUCACAAGGUAUUAUGGGUGACAUUCUUUAGAAGGAAAUGAGCUGUAAGAAUGUUCUUAGUAGCCCAAACCACCCUUGUUCCCUUGUUUUUUUCCUAUGGUUCAUGGAAUAAACUAUCUUUUUAAACAUCCUUGAAUCGCCAAUGAUGUGACCAAGGAGUAAUACUUUCUAGUAACUCUUACAUGGUGUUGACAUAACUCCGUUUAGCCCGAUAUAAUAUCAUGGUAUGUCGUUAUGUGUAUGUCGUUAUGACGGGUUUAUGUCGGACCAUUCACACUUGAACAUAUGAAGAUCGGAGUGCACGCCCAUGUCUUGUGCCACAAGAAUAAGCAAUUUAAGAGAAAUUUAAGAUUUUAAAAGAAAAUUGUUUUGGGAA